ACUUAUCCAUUUCAUUGAGUAUACUUUUUGAUAACUCAAAAAUCUCCUAUGGCAACAAUCGGUAAUCUUUUAUACAUUCCAAACCAAAUUCCCAGACCAACCUAUGUUCGCAUAUUGGACACCACCCUCCGCGACGGUGAACAAUCCCCUGGUGCCGCAAUGUCUUGUAAGGAGAAACUAGAUAUCGCGCGCCUACUAGUAAAGUUACGGGUUGACAUCAUUGAAGCAGGGUUUCCUUCUGCUUCCAAUGAUGACUUCACCGCGGUUAAAAUGAUAGCGGAAGAUGUUGGCAAUGAUGUUGAUAGUGAUGGUUAUGUUCCGGUUAUAGGUGGUGUGUGUAGAUGCAAUGAGAAGGAAGUUGCCAUUACAUGGGAGGCUGUAAAACAUGCUAAAAGACCAAGAAUUUGUACUUUUCUAGUAACUAGUCCCAUUCACAUGGAAUACAAACUUAGAAAGACCAAAGAUCAGGUACUCAAGAUUGCUCGUGAUACGGUGAAGUUUGCACGGAGUUUAGGUUGUUGUGAUAUCUCAUUUGCCGCUGAAGAUGCUGCCAGAUCGGAGAAGGAAUUCCUUUAUCAAAUAUUGGGAGAAGUUAUCAAAGCUGGGGCAACAACAGUAGUCAUACCUGACACUGUGGGCAUAGCAAUGCCAUUUGAAUAUGGAAAUCUCAUAGCUGAUAUAAAAAAGAAUACUCCUGGAAUUGAGAAUGUUAUCAUUGCAACUCAUUGCCAUAAUGAUCUUGGACUUGCUACUGCCAACACCAUUGAGGGUGCACGUGCAGGUGCUCGACAAUUAGAAGUAACAAUCAACGGGAUUGGUGAAAGGGCCGGUAACGCUUCAUUAGAAGAGGUUGUUAUGGCCCUAAAGUGCAGAGGUAAUGAUAUCUUAUAUGGUCUACAUACAGGAAUUAAUACAAGACAAAUAUUAAGCGCAAGCAAAAAGGUGGAAGAGUACUCCGGAAUGUUUUUACAGCCCCACAAGGCUCUUGUUGGUGCUAAUGCUUUUCUUCAUGAGAGUGGCAUUCAUCAGGAUGGGAUGUUAAAACAUAAAGGCACAUAUCAAAUAAUAUCUCCUGAAGAUAUUGGUCUUGAAAGAUCAACUGAAACUAGUAUUGUACUAGGGAAACUUAGUGGACGCCAAGCUUUUAAAAAAAGACUUGAAGAGCAAGUUAUAUACUAAAGGAUGAUGAAUCUGAGAUCAUGUUCGCGAAAUUCAAAUUAUUUGCUGGGACAAAAAAGAGAGUAACAAAUGCAGACCUCAAGGUCUUGAUGUCAAAUGAAGUAUACCAAGAUGAACUUGUCGACAAAGUUGUGUGAUUUCUAGGUAAAUUAUAAUAUUAUUUAAUUAAAACUAAAUGUUUGGUGCAAUAACUCAAGUAAAAAUUCAAAACCAAUUGUUCACUAUAUCUAAAUGUAGGUUACUUGGUACUUUUGAAUCCUUCAAUGUAAAAA
This is a messenger RNA of Vicia villosa (hairy vetch), 1451 nucleotides long. RefSeq names its product probable 2-isopropylmalate synthase. The transcript has 9 exons. The coding region runs from base 49 to 1179 and encodes 376 amino acids. NCBI's taxonomy places the organism in Eukaryota, Viridiplantae, Streptophyta, Magnoliopsida, Fabales, Fabaceae. Gene Ontology annotation, cellular component: chloroplast. Gene Ontology annotation, biological process: L-leucine biosynthetic process. Gene Ontology annotation, molecular function: 2-isopropylmalate synthase activity. The record is from RefSeq and is a predicted model, not a curated record.